GCUCCAUCGGGCCCCAUCGACCGACACGCGGCGCGUCCCGCGGUUGACGGCGGUCCCCCGGCGAACGUCGCCGACGAGUCCAGAGCGGACAGCAGUCGGCGCUGUUCACCGCGGUCCCUUUCCCCCGUCAAGAUGUCACCGCUCAAGUGUUCACCGGGUGGGGGUAAUCCGUAGACCAGUCGCAGCAGCAGCAGCAGCAGUCGUAGUUGUUUAUAAACCCCGGCCUUAACGACGCGUUUCUUUCCACUAAAGUCUUGCCCCUCUCUCUCUCUCGCGCUUUGUGUCGCCGUUGUCUCGUUGUCGACUCGCCAAACAUCGAGGCUCUCGCUGACCGCGAGAGUCGCCACCGCUCACAACACACGAGGAGCAGGAGGUGAAGGAGGAGUGUGGAGCCAUGAAGCGCCUGAGGCUCAAGGAGUUGGAGAGCAACCUACAGCAGGUGGACGACUUCGCUCGGCCCAAGGUGCAUCUGGAGCAGUACGCCACGCGGCCGCACAUCGCAGCCUGUAUGCUUCACACCAUCCACACGCGCUACGACGACCUGGAGGGGAAGCUGGUGGGAGACCUGGGCUGCGGCUGUGGGGUCUUGAGCAUAGGAGCGGCAAUGCUGGGUGCUGGCCUGUGUGUGGGCUUUGACGUGGACGAGGAGGCGCUGGAGACCUGUCUGCACAAUGUGGAUGAGUUUGACGUGGGCGUGGUGGACGUCGUGCAGAGCGACGUGUGCGCGCUGCACCAGCCGCGCUGGCGAAAAGCCUUCCACACCGUCGUCAUGAACCCACCGUUCGGCACCAAGCAAAACAAAGGUAUGGACAUGGUGUUUCUGCAGACAGGUUUGGAGCUGGCCAACACGGCCGUCUACUCUCUUCACAAGACAGCCACGAGGCAGCAUAUACGGAAGAAAGCUGAAGAAUGGAAGGUGAACAUGGAAGUGAUUGCGGAACUCAGAUACGAUCUUCCAGCCUCAUAUAAAUUUCACAAGAAGAAUUCUGUUGAUAUCGAGGUUGACUUCAUCAGAUUCUCCUUCAAGAGCUGAACUGCACCUCUGUGUGGUCGGGCCCAUGCGACAGUGCCCUACCCUGCUAAACGGAACUACCAUAGGAGAUCCGACAAUCUGCCAAAUCUCUCCCUUACCACUCAUCUCGAGGCACUUGGGUGAUGCUCGCUGCAAUGUCUCGCUGCUCACAAAGUUAGGAGACUGAUCUUUGGUCAUAACCAGAGAGAGCAUGGGGUCAUGCUGCGAUACCUACUCGCCCUCAUUGCUCACUCAGUCCCCUUGAUCGCUGAAGCCUGACCACCAACCCAGCAUUACUACACAAGUUCAACGUAAAGACACUGGAAGCAGCAUCUUGAGGUGUGGACUUGAUUGAACAUUUGUGGGCAGCAUCCUUACAUGCCAGUGUGGAUUUUUUUUACAUUUUAUUUUAAAUGAGAAAGGGGCUUUGCUCAUCUCCUCUUUACAGCUCUGAGCCAGCGUUGGAAAUUUCACAUUUCUGUGGGAAGUGUGAGUCUAUAUGGCAGCAACUGUUUAUUUUCAACAAUGGUAUUAAUUUUAUUGAAACUGGAGGAAACAUCUGAGUUGACUUCAUACCAGGUAUUGAAAUUUCCAUUUUGCAAUUGCAAGUCUUUAUACUUGCGGAUUUUAUACAUUUGCCAAGAAAUAAACCAAUACAUUGCCCAUGAUCAGUGGUACGUCUCUGCGUGCUGUGCUACUUGCAGUGCUACAGAUGCCUGUAUAUUUGUGAUAAUAUGAUCCAAGUGUUCUUAUUGAUCAAGUGUUAAUCUGGAUCAUUUAUGCCCACUAGACCCAGCCUUUGCAUAUGUGGCAUCCUGAGAAAACAAAUAACUUAAUCCUCCUUGGAAAUGACGCUCUGGCAAUAACUCAGUCAUUGUCACUUGUUAUCCGUGAUAUAACUCAUGCUAAAGCGUUAUACAUUAUAUACACACAAACACAUUGUUUAAAUUGGAUUAAAACUUUAGAGUAUUUUGUAUUCAGAAAUGUUUACACCAGUGGAGCUUUGCAACCUACACAGCCACGCUGAUCACCCACCCCUCGGGUCAGUCGUGAUAGCAACCUUACAUUGAUAAGAAGAGUCAGUAUUUUUUUAGUGGCUUGAGUAUUAUUGCAUGUGCAUUACAUGAUUUGAGAUCACUUAAAAAAAAUAAUUGCGUGACUGUAUAACGAAUGCUCUCAUCUCGGUACUUCUUCGGCCCUGUUAUUUUAUAUUUACCCAGUGAUGUUCAACAGCAUGUGUCGGUUAAUAGUUUAGUCAUGACGGUGACGCGAGGACUAACCUUUUUGAAGCCUCUUUUGCACUGUUGUGAUUUUCGUUGCGUUUUGGUGGAAUAAACACCGUCGUUUUCAUUUAAAACAUUUCGCCAGGUACGUUCCUCCUCAAAGCAUUUCAUCUGCCAAUUACCCAAACCAAAAUAACAUCAAUAAAGUGUUUUACUUUGCACCACG
Molecule: messenger RNA, 2461 nt
Organism: Petromyzon marinus (sea lamprey)
Lineage: Eukaryota; Metazoa; Chordata; Hyperoartia; Petromyzontiformes; Petromyzontidae
Gene: METTL5
Product: methyltransferase 5, N6-adenosine
Biological process (GO): rRNA methylation
Molecular function (GO): nucleic acid binding; rRNA (adenine-N6-)-methyltransferase activity
Source: RefSeq, a predicted model, not a curated record